Molecule: messenger RNA, 4144 nt
Organism: Caretta caretta (loggerhead turtle)
Lineage: Eukaryota; Metazoa; Chordata; Testudines; Cheloniidae
Gene: ZIC4
Product: Zic family zinc finger 4
Biological process (GO): regulation of transcription by RNA polymerase II
Cellular component (GO): nucleus
Molecular function (GO): RNA polymerase II cis-regulatory region sequence-specific DNA binding; DNA-binding transcription factor activity, RNA polymerase II-specific
Source: RefSeq, a predicted model, not a curated record
CAGCCCCGGCCCCCUUCCUCCUCCUCAAAAAAAAAAAAAAAAAAAACUUUGGAGAAAAAAAAAAGUUUCGCCUCUCUCUGUCUCUGUCUCUCUCCUCCCCGCUGUCAGGUGACUUUUUAGAAUUAGAAGCUAAUGAGCGUGGAUGCUUUGGGGAGCCCAGUGAUGGACCCUGCUGCACUCUCCAAACGGAACACGGCGCUGAGAUUAGUAGACUUGGCAGGGGCUCAUCACCACCAUCAUCAUCUCCACCCCCCUCAGAGCAUGACAGGCUUCCCGGGCUUCGCCGGGCAUCCCCACUCAGUGGUUCCCACGCACCCUGGGGAGUACGCCGCGGAAUCCCGCCUAGGGCCGAGUCCAUUCCGGCCUGAACACAUGGGGCAUCACCACCACCACCAUCAUCAUCAUCCUCCUCAUCACCCUGCGGCCCUUAAACUCAGCCCUGCCCCUCAUCCUCAUCCUCACCACCACCACCACCACCACCACCACCAUAUGGCAGGCCAAGCUGAGGUGGUCUCUAGUCAAACAGGAACGUUUGGCCCGGCGCAGGCAACAGCAGUCCCUUACCCAGUGUCUCGCACAGCCCAGGCUAUUCCAGCAGGUAGGGACUUCUUAAUACGCAGAGAUCUGACAGCUCCAGUCAUGCCAGGGCUAACUGAGCAACACACUGCUGCAAGUUCUCACCACGGAAUGUUUGUCUCAACAACAGGUAGCUACCCCGGACACCAUGGUCACCAUCACUCAGAAGCUGGGAAUCAUUCUCUGUUCUCUGGACUCCAUGAGCAGCCUCCCCAUGCAACUCCAGGUGGCCAUCUAAACGGACAGAUAAGACUGGGGUUACCUGGAGAAAUGUACGCCAGGUCUGAACAUUUCACUCAAGUACCAGCCUCCAGGACCGAUCCUUUUGCUGCUUCCUCGCUUCAUAGCUACGGUGGCAUGAAUCUGAACGUGAAUCUGGCUCCACACCACGGCCCUGGUGCUUUCUUUCGUUACAUGAGGCAGCCCAUCAAACAGGAACUCAUCUGUAAAUGGAUUGAGUUGAACCAGACUCCCAAAAAAUUAUGCUCGAAAACUUUCACCACAAUGCACGAGCUGGUGACUCAUGUCACAGUGGAGCAUGUUGGAGGACCCGAGCAAUCCAAUCACAUAUGUUUCUGGGAAGAGUGUCCAAGAGAGGGGAAACCUUUCAAAGCCAAAUAUAAACUUGUAAAUCACAUCAGAGUCCACACAGGUGAAAAACCCUUCCCCUGCCCUUUCCCAGGCUGUGGGAAAGUGUUUGCUAGAUCAGAAAAUCUCAAAAUACACAAAAGAACUCACACAGGAGAAAAACCAUUCAAAUGUGAAUUCGAAGGCUGUGACAGACGAUUUGCCAACAGCAGUGACAGGAAGAAGCACUCUCACGUGCACACCAGUGACAAACCCUACAACUGCAAAGUGAGAGGCUGCGACAAGUCCUACACCCACCCCAGUUCCUUGAGGAAACACAUGAAAGUGCACUGCAAAUCCCCUCCUCCGAGUUCAGGCUACGAGUCCUCCACACCUUCCCUGGUGUCUCCCUCCUCGGACUCCGGCCGGGACCCUCCUGCUUCCUGUUCUCACGCAGAGCCAGUAGCAUCGUCGCAAACUGCAGCUAACCUGAGCGAAUGAUGUCUACCCCGUUGCUCUCAAGGUAAUCUAGACAGACGCAGCUGAAAGCCUGAAUCUUAUGCCUUAGACAUCAAAGAAAGCUCGCACAAAGAAGUAUUUCUUCGCAAGGGUGAAUCUUCAUGGUAAGUUAGGAUUUCUAUGGCAAUAGGCAAGUCAUACUUAAAUAGUGAAAGGCAAAGUCUGGAGCCCGUCCAGACUUUUCAUUAAGGACAUAAUAUUUACGUCUAACAGGCCCUUUUUCUUGUGUAUACAAGUAUAUAUUUUUGUUUGACGCGAACUAAAUCAUUUUCAUUUAAUUUCCGGUAAACAAAACCCACGCGAAUGGGCACUUGUUCCAGAUCAUAAUAAAAAUGGAUAAGAAUGUCAGGAAGAAAAGGCCCGCUUGAACCGUCGCGUCAGCUCACUUUUGUUUCUGCUUUCUGCCUUGGUCAGAGAAUGCGUUUGGGAUUUGAUGGCGAGUUUCUAAAGGCAAGGAAAUGGUUUUUAAGGGGGAAAAGAAAAGGAGAAAGGUCUAAUCAAGCUCGGGUUGUUCAAAGGGUCUGAUUUUGGGGUUGAAAGUGUGAGUUUUAUGGUGCAUCAACAUGCCACGUUAGGAUCGCUAUGGUAAUGAGGAGAGCAAUAGCAAGCGGCCUUCAAAGGAGGCACACUCCAUUUGAGACAGUCUAUUAAGAUACAUUUGCACUGACCUUUGGUUUCAUGCUAGCUUAAUACAGUCAAUCUGCUCUUCGUCAGAAAUAUACUUCCUCCGCCUAAUACACUUUAACAGACUGUUUUUGUUUGCUUUCACCCUAAGGUGGGGUUUGGUAUGGCAUUUUUGCACUGAAGUUAUUAUACCAAAAGGAGGGACUGCCAAUAAAGGGCAUGUACAUAUUCUGGGUUAGUGCUAACUCUCUUCAGAACAUGAGCAUUUUUAACCAGCUGACAUAUUUUUUUUCAGAAUCCAAACGAUCAAACAUCCCCAUUCAAAAAUGUCUCUAGUGUAAAAAAAAUGCAUUGUGUGUCCUCCUUCCCCACCCUUCUCCAGUCCCCAGACAGUGAAGUUAGGAUGGGGAAGUAAAGGGACACUUGGGGUUUCUUAGUCUAAUGGUGUAAGGUGUAUCUAGGAAGGUAAAUAAGAACCUUUGGAUCAUCUCAAUAUUCCCUGAAAAAUAAAUAGGGAAAAGGCCUGACUAGAAGCUGUUGUGGAGGAAGUCCCAGCCCAAGGGGACACGGAUAGUGGCAGGUUUGGAAAGUGGUAAGUGCUUGAAGGGAUGAAGAACUUGACAUCCGCAUGGCUGAGGCCAUGGCCGAUGGGUUAUGGUCCCGGGAAAGUUAGAAGUCCUGUUCCAGUAAUUGUCUUGUUGUUUAUUUUAUCCAAGUACCCUAGUGAAUAGGGGAAAAAUAAACACGACGAAAAAAUUCAAACAGUUGAGUCGUCUUUAGUGCCAGCCCUUGUGGUUGAAUAAAAAGGAUGGUCCAAUUUCUAUUGAGCUGAGAAAUCUUUGAAGUGGGAGUUAUUAUCUGAGAAAUUCCUGCUUGUCGUCCUAACAACGCUGAUGAAACGUAAAAGGUUCUUUGUCAGCGAUUUGUUCUCCUUUCUGUCAAACUCACCCUGCCCGUUAGCUUUAAACCGUUUCUAAAGAGAUAGAAUCGAACUUUUAAAGAUAACUCUAGGAGCAGGGAGGAUACAGAAAAUGGCAAACUAUAUCAUCAUAUGUAUAUGCAUACAGACGUAUGUAUGUGUAUGUGUCUAUGUGUAUCUCUAUCUGUGUAUAGAUAUAGAGAGAUAUAUAUAUCGGUGUAUGUAUGUCCUGACUGCUCUAUAGUUCUCAGUUUUAAACGAUGUCCAUUUCUGCAUUUUAUCUCCUGAACUUUUCUGUCCAAUAAAUUAUUCCUACACAUUUGCUGCACGGAAUGCAAUUCUUGUGAAAAAGCAGAAAUGCAGUGUUUCAUUAACACUAGUAUGUAAGCAGCAAGCGUUUUCUUUCCAGUAAAAUGAAUGCAACAGCAUACACUUAGGAGUAAAGGCUUUGAUAAUUUUAACAUUCGGGAUACCUAUUAAGCAUGUAUAUACUGCAAUGUACCGAAAUUGUUACGCAUUAAAACCGAUGGCUUCCAUAUGUUUCCAUGUUUUAUUGUCAGUAAGUGUAAAGACAGUCAAACUGCAUCUCUUUGUAUCUUCAUUUUAUAAACAUUACAGUGUGCGAUUAUAUAAUGACCUGAUCAAGGUUUAUUUAGGAGUUUUAAAUUUUCAGAUCAUUAAAUACUUUUUUUUUUGUAAAAAGAAUCCCCUGAAGUUGUAAGUCAUCAGUGUACUUUUAUUUUAGCUGCUACAGAAUGCUGUGAGCCCAAUCCUGUAAUUCUAAUAAUUCCCACUGAUUUCAAUGGGAGUUUGCCUAAGUAAAGACUGAGUAAAACUGCAGUGAAGAUCCUCUCUUUUAUAUGUUUAAGGGAAAAUAUAAUGAUCACAAAUGUAUCGUAAAAUGUAACUCGUCAAAACAAUUAAAAUGUUGGAAUAUUA